This is a messenger RNA of Penicillium salamii, 1284 nucleotides long. Lineage: Eukaryota; Fungi; Ascomycota; Eurotiomycetes; Eurotiales; Aspergillaceae. The record is from the annotation of a GenBank genome assembly.
AUGGGUCGCCCUCAAAAAGACGUGGCGUCAUCGUCGCACUCCCUGCAUUCUAUCGACGACGCGCCUCCUCCCUACUCCGACGAUCCCGAGCCCUUCCAGUCCUCUGCGCCCACAGGCGUCCAACCCCUCCGUUUGAUCGACUCAGCCUACGUUCUCACCGGAGCCAAAGAUAUCAGACCGGAUGACAAAGUCGCUCUCACACUUGCGCCGGAGCUGUCGAAGAACUGCGACCAACUCUUCGAUGCCAUCAGCACCCAAAUCAAACUUCCCCCACGUCCCCUUCUGUACGUGAAAGGCACGCAUACCGAGUCUGGUACCAGCAAGAAGGAUAAAAACAGCAGCAAUGUCACAGACUUCGAUUUCCGCUUGGAUCUCGCCGAGACCUUAUUGACUGGCUGGGAAGAUGGACGCGCAGAGUUCAACUGGAUGAGAGUGGAGAUCGUCAAUGACGAGGACCAAAAGUCUGCUUAUCGGGGUGGAAUCCUUCGCUCGCGCACAUACAAAACAUCCAAGAAGGGCGCACUCCACCUGUCGGAAGACAAUGAUGCCCUGCUAGGGCAAGAUCGCACAGGGGACCAGCAGGAUCGAACAGUCGCGGCCAAGAGUCUUCGACUCUGGUGCGAGCGGUUCUGCAAUGACCCUGCACCUGUGAAGUCAUUCACCCUCCACCGCGAACUGGCUGGGUUCGACGUAAACGCCAUGCGCAAUGUUUUCUCCUCCCAUAUUCGCGAACUCAACUACCGUGGCACCGUUAACUAUAAUCUCACCAUCGCACACCGCUCCGUUACCGUCUACUCCCCGCAUUGGAUCAACCGACUACGGGCCAACCGCUUCGUAUGGUGGGCAGUGGUGAUCCUACAGCUAUGGAUCAUCACCUGGCCAAUUAUCUUCUUCGUGGAGAAGCGGUAUGAGAUUGCCAACACGCGCUGGUUCGCGUCGCUGAUCCCAGAAUCCGACUCGGCUGUGGAGAGAUGUUAUGCUCGCGGCCGUAAUGAGUCCGCCUUGGCUGAAUACUGGGCUCCAGCUGUGAAGCAGGCAGCUUGGAGUCGGAGGCAGGGCGGCGGUGAUGUUCUCACGCGGAUGGAUGCGGAUCGCCUGCAGGGUUAUAGCACUAAUCAGGUAAUUGGUGCUCGUUCUCGAGAUUCCGAGAAUGAGCGCGAGCGGCGUGAACGUGUGAAUAGUGGCCAGGCCGGCUUCGUGGAUAAUGUUGUUGGCCUGGUAAGGGGUAUUGGAGAGGUCCAGGAGGAUUGGAGAAUGUCUAUGGGAUGGGGGGCUAAUACUUGA